AAUACAGGCUUUUUCAAUUAAUUAAGGCAUAUAUAUGGACUGAGACACUUUGGAAAUGGUAGCUGAUUGUAACCUUUCUUGGGUCUUGAUGUUUGUAUAUGGCUUACAGCAGAGAUCAGAUCACAGCUAAAAGUUUACAACAUUCUCCAGUUAAUUCAUUAUUCCUCAGGGGGCUUGUUCUUUACACAAUUAGCCUAAUAUUGCGUAACAUUUCACAAAUGUGUAAUUUCUUCACGUGAUUGUACAAACUCUGAAUGAAUUAUCUGUAACAUACAGCAGCGUAUUAAAGAACCCGUCUAUUUUUAAAUGUUUAUAGCUGUAGCAAUAAUAUGAAGUUUAAUUAAGACCACUCCUAAAGGUUUUCAGUAUAGAUGUUUAUAAUUAAUUUAAUAGUAAUAGUCUUGGUUAUUAUUAUUAUUACUACCAAAUGAAUGUUUUGGGGGUGUUUUCACGUCACUCCAUCAAUUUCCAUAUUAACUAAAAUUCCUCGUUCAUUGUUGUAGGGAAUUCCUUGCACCGCCAGAGAGCAGCAUUGCAACAUAAUUGGGCUUGAUCAAACUAGCGUGGAUGGCAUUGCUUAGAAAAAGUGUAGGAGAAAAAAAGUCUUAGCUUGAUUUUCUAUUGACCACCAUCGUAUAAGCUGUCAUUGCACUAUAUGCUCACUAUCUGCUGGAAUAACUAGCCUAAGAAGUAAAGUAUGUUUCACAUAACCUGCUACAGAUGGCAUAACGUGCUGUUUUGCUUGUUUCUGAAGACCAAAGAGUGACUCAUAAUUAUACCCUCAAGCGCCAGGUAUAGCCCUACAAGUAAAACAGCAGAGACAACUUACAACAGAGACAGAGAGAACAUCCUUCAAUCGCUGUCAUUACGUUCUCACAGGUCUCUGUACCCACAGGAACAGACUGUGGGCAGUAGCAGAAUGGCAGAGGCAGACAAAGCCAACCCUGCGCAUGCCCUAUUCGACAACUUCAUCCAGGCUGAGACAUGCAAGGAAGUCCUAAAGAGCUUUUCUGAGUUGUGUCGCCACCUGGAGGUGGAUCCACACGACUACAAGCACUUCUAUGGCAAACUCAAAGACAGGCUAAACUACUGGAAGGCCAAGGCAUUAUGGGUCAAACUGGACAAGCGGGCUGCCCAUUCAGACUACAUGGAAGGUCAAGCGUGUGCCAAGAACAAGUGCCUGGUGCUGGGAGCGGGGCCUUGCGGUUUGCGCACAGCGGUGGAGCUGGCUCUCCUAGGAGCUCAGGUGGUGGUGCUGGAGAUGAGAGAGGCCUUCUCUCGGAACAACGUGCUCCACCUCUGGCCCUUCACCAUCCACGACCUCAGGGAGCUGGCCGCAAAGAAGUUCUAUGGCAAAUUUGCCUGUGGAGUCCUGGACCACAUCAGUAUACGGCAGCUCCAACUGAUCCUGCUGAAGGUGGCUCUGCUGCUGGGUGUUGAGGUGCACACAGGUGUGCAGUUUAAGGGGCUCAAGGAGCCCUCAGGGACCACUGGAUGGAGAGCUCAGUUGUCUCCAGAGGGCCACCCUGCUGCUGAUUUCCAGUUUGAUGUUUUUGUUUCUGCAGGAGGGGGACGCUUUGUCCCAGAGGGUUUCCGGAGGAAAGAACUCAGAGGGCAGCUAGCCAUCGGCAUCACAGCCAACUUCAUCAAUCGCCACACCUCCGCUGAGGCCCAGGUGCCAGAGAUCAGUGGUGUGGCUCGCAUCUACAACCAGAGGUUUUUCCAGGAACUACACACCGAGAUGGGUAUUGAUCUUGAGAACAUAGUUUACUACAAAGAUGACACGCAUUACUUUGUCAUGACGGCCAAAAAGAAGAGUCUGCUAAAGAAAGGUGUCAUCAAACAGGACUUCAGUGAUGCUGAGCAGUUGUUGGCUCCGAGUAAUGUUUGUCAGGAGGCUCUGAGGCGUUAUGCGUAUGAAGCUGCUGAUUUCUCCACCGGCCACUGCCUGCCUAACCUGGAGUUUGCCCAUAACCAUGCCAACCGGCCAGACGUGGCCAUGUUUGACUUCACAUGCAUGCACCGUGCAGAAAACGCCUCGCUCGUCAGGGAGAAGAAGAACAAGAGACUGUUGGUGGCCCUGGUGGGAGAUUGCUUGGUAGAGCCAUUCUGGCCUUUAGGAACAGGUAUAGCUCGUGGGUUUAUGGCAUCAUUGGACACAGCAUGGAUGGUGAGAAGCUGGGGCAAGGGUGUGCCCCCCCUUCAGGUCCUCGCAGAGAGAGAGAGCAUCUACAAGCUCCUGUCUCAGACCAGUCCAGAGAACACCAGCAAGAACUACCCCAACUACAGCAUUAACCCUUGCACCCGUUACCCCAACGUCAACACAAAAACCAUCUCACCCAACCAGGUACAGCAUCUAUAUUAUCGUGAAGACCUCAUAGAUGGCGGCCGUCUUAACAAGAGAACAUUGAAACAACCAUCUCGACGCCAUAAUGAGUCAGGGAGUAGCACAUUGGUGGACUUGCUGAGGUGGAGCCAACGCAACACGCACAACUACAAGGGGGUGAAGGUGAAGGACCUGAAGGAGUCCUGGAGGUCUGGGCUGGCCCUGUGUGCCCUGAUCCACCGCUUCAGACCAGAACUCAUUGACUUUUCCUCCCUGGAUGGGUCCAAUGCAGUUGGCAAUAACCAGCUGGCGUUUGACAUCCUGCAGAGAGAGCUGGGGAUCGCUCCAAUCAUGUCUGGGGCUGACAUGGCCAGAAGCGUCCAGAUAGACCAGCUGUCCAUGGUGUUGUACCUCUCUCAGAUCCACACUGCCUUCUCCAAAAGAGCGCCCCCCACAGAUGAAAUCAGUCUGCUGGCGCCUUCCAAGCCACUUUCCCUUUUCGGUGCCCGAUCUGCCGUCAGUUUCCUGAACAAGCUCAAACACAACUCCCUGCAGCGCCGCAAGGAGUGCCUGACUGCAGAGAGAGAGAAGAAGAAUCAGGGGAUGAGGAAGGAGGAAGAGGAGGAGGAGGCUCUGAUCCCAGAAGCCCCUGUGGCCCCUGUGGCCCCCGACUCACUAGAGGCCCCCCUCAGCAGCCAGGUGUGCUACUUCUGUGACCAGGGGCUGUAUGUGCUGGAGCGGGACAGCGCCGAGGGCAAGUUCUUCCACCGAAGCUGUUUCGCCUGCCACCACUGCAACGCCACUCUCAGGCAGGGAGGAUACACCUACGACCAGAGCACCGGAAGGUUCUACUGUGAGCUGCACUCUGAGGAAAUGGAAUUGGGCCACAGGAACUUCUCAACACACACAAAGGAUGGUUCUGCAGAGUCUGAGCAGGAUGGAUCGAGUGGAGAGGAGGGCAGUGACAGAGGGAUGAAUGGAGAGCGUGAGAUGAACGAGUCUGUUCCCUCACCUGCCUCAUUAGACCCUGCUGUGGCAGUGGAGUCGCCUGGUCCUCAUCCUGUCCCCGAGGAGGCACGGCCACCGACAUACCCCACACACCCCCAAGCCCAGCAACCUGAGCCUCCGCAGAAGAUGCCCCCCAAGGGCUCUGCCAGUGCCAGCCCUGUGCCCGCUCCACGUGGGGCACGUGCCAACAAACCACUGUCACCCCCCAUGCCAAAACCACGCACCAUCCACCUUCCGGCACAACCACCAUCUCCCAGCAAGCCCCUGCAUUCCCUAGGCAUCCCGGAGCGAAAACAUGAGGAUGUUGUAGAAGAGAAUGGGGAGGACAAAGAUGAGCUUUUUAACGAGACACCCACUGUCCCAGCUGAGGACGGAAGUGAGAAUGGAGCAGACAGCGCCUCCCCCAUGUCCAAGGCCUCACUGCGGAAGCUGGAGCUGUCUGACGAGGAGCGCAGUCAGCUGGGCAGCCUCAGCUUCAGCCAGGACUCGGACUCGGAGACGCCUGCCUCUUCCUCUGCCUCCUCCUCCUCGUCCAAGCGCGUGGACGGGGCGGAGGGGGCAGUCGAGGAGGAGGGCUCCUGGAACACAGGCCAGACGCGAAGCCAGAGCCGAGAGCAUCGCCACCGCCGCUGCUUCAGGAGGAAGGGGGAACAUCCCACUGCAGCCAACCCCAACCAGCAGGGCGGGCGCGUGCGCUCCAAGUUCUCCCCCUGGAACCUGUCUUCUCCACGGCUGGGCCGAGACCACCGCCUCAGCGUUCAUGUGGAGGGAGCUGAUGGAGUUAAUUCAAACAUAUAUCAAUCAGGAGAGGAGAAUGGUGAAGAUGAUGAAGAUGACUUCAUGUUUCCAGACAACGUUGAUUUUCUGGAGCAGCAGGUCCCCUCGGACCCAGUGGAGGCGCAGAAGCUGGAGCUGCGUAAGAUGAGGACGCUGGAGCGCCAGGCCAAGAUGAGUGAGAUCCAGCGCUUCCACAGAGCACAGACUAUUCAGAGACGGCUGGAGGAGAUCGAGGUGACCUUUAAGGACCUGGAGGAGAAGGGAGUGGACCUGGAGAGAACCCUCAGAGAGGAGUCAGGUGACCCACACCAGACCAACCAGAUGUUACACCUUCAAACAGACCAUCAAAUAUCACAACACAGCUUACAUCCACAGCAUGAGCGUGGUCAACCACAUUCAGACUCGGGUGAUUCGGACCUGAUAGACGAUUGGAUAGAGCUCGUCGAGCAGAAGAAUGCUUUAGUUUCGGAGGAGUCUGACCUCAUGGUGGCCUCACGGACGCUGGAGCUGGAGGAUAAGCAGAGCAUGCUGGAGAUGGAGCUGAGACGCUGGAUGGAGAUCAAUGACUCUGAGAAGAGUGCUGAGGAGCAGGAGGCGGAGAAGCGUGUGCUGGCUGAGAUGCUGGAGGUGGUGGACAUGAGGAACUCUCUAGUGACCUUCCUGGAGGAGAAGAGGCUGAAGGAGCUGAGCGAGCCCCAGCUCACCUCCUCUCUGAUGGAGACCAAGAGACACUCCGCCGCCGGGGCCCAGGUGCACUGGGAAUGAGGGCGCCCACCCCGCACACACACACACACACACACACACACACAUAUAUAUAUGCCAAGUGCUCCCACAUACACACUACUCACGUAAGACUUUUUCAUGCUCUGCAUCAUUGUGAGACUUUUGAACUUGCCAAAGCCAAAGACUUUGAAGAUAUUCCAGUUUCACAUAUGUGUGCACAUGCACACAGUCACAUACAAGCAAACACACCCACAAAUACAGGUGUACACACACACACACACACACACACACACACACACACACACACACACACACACAGAACCCUCACUGCCUAGCCUUAAGAGACUUGAAGGAAGCAGCAUUCUCUCUCUCUUUCUCUCUUUUUCUCUCACUCUCUUUCUUUCUCUCUUUUUCUCUCUCUUUCCCCAGUCAGCACACCUGAGACCUUUUGCCAGUGGUUACGAUGAGGUCAUGAAUGUACAUAAGAGCAUUAUCUCACAUUUAGACUCUGAGCCUCAGCCAAGCACAUAAUCAACUAGAGAUGAUGUUUAUAUCCUUAUUACUCAAAGUAUUUACAAUGUGUUAUAUUUGAUAUAUUUAGAGAUUUAUGCUAUCCAUUUUGGGAGUGUCAUACAAUCACAGGAAUAUUAUGUGUCAUAUUUUGUCAAUGUAGUUAUUGUUAUAUGCUGAGGAUAUUGUAUGAUGAUAAUGACUAUAACGACGAAGAUGUUGAUGAUGAUGAUGGUGGUGGUGAUUAUGAUGGUGAAUUAUUAUUAUUAUUAUUAUUAUUAUUAUUAUUAUUAUUCCACAGUGAUAUUUCACAGCACAUUUUUGCAUGCAUCAUUGAUAUUCCGUUGAAUCGUGAUUCUCAGGGCUGGGGCAGAAAUGUGAUGCGUUCUUAUCCACAGUGUUAAUGAGUCAUGAUAUUCAAAGUGCUCUGAGGUACUUCACAGGAAGGCAAGGGUCAAUCAAAGAAAUGAUUCUCGAAGGUUAGCCGUACUGGCUGUGCUCAAAGGAAUGACGUAGAGCUGUCUUCGCGACAAUGUAGCAAACCGUUGAGACUAAACAUUGUGAUUACCUAGUGAAAGCAGUGUCUUUAGUUUAUGGUUUUGUUUUUUUCUUUGUUGCCUUUUUUGUGCAUCCAGACUCCCUCAAACUAUAACAUUCUGAAUAAACCUUUGAUUGCUCUGCAUCCUGAAAUGGGUUUGGAGCCCAUUCAAGCAAGAGUCAAGUCAAUCUACACAAGUCAUUUGAACAACCAAGUAUUACUGAUCUCUACAAGACACCAUACAUUCACUUUGACCACACACGCACACACACACAGACACACACACACACACACACGUAUCAUUUCACUAAAAACACACAUCUGUCUGUACAGUUGAGUGCAAGGGUCGCCAUUGAGGGGGGGUUUAUUGGUACGAUGGCUGAGGCAAUGCACUUAAUAUAUUUCUCUUUUUCUACAAUGACUGAAAGCCACUUUAUAUGGAAGAAAUAAAUAAAUAAUAGCCUGUUUAUUGAGGAACCAGUAUGCUCUAGACGAUUUAAAGAAAAAAAGAUGUAUUUUGUAUUUUUGUGGACGUCAAUAAAAAACGACCAAUGUG
Clupea harengus (Atlantic herring) is the source of this 6438-nucleotide messenger RNA. RefSeq names its product microtubule associated monooxygenase, calponin and LIM domain containing 1 (gene mical1). The record is from RefSeq and is a predicted model, not a curated record. Lineage: Eukaryota; Metazoa; Chordata; Actinopteri; Clupeiformes; Clupeidae. Gene Ontology annotation, molecular function: protein binding.